This is a messenger RNA of Oncorhynchus keta (chum salmon), 5427 nucleotides long. RefSeq names its product C-X-C chemokine receptor type 3-2-like. Lineage: Eukaryota; Metazoa; Chordata; Actinopteri; Salmoniformes; Salmonidae. Gene Ontology annotation, biological process: G protein-coupled receptor signaling pathway; immune response; chemotaxis. Gene Ontology annotation, molecular function: chemokine receptor activity. The transcript has 3 exons. The coding region runs from base 2434 to 3582 and encodes 382 amino acids. Gene Ontology annotation, cellular component: membrane. The record is from RefSeq and is a predicted model, not a curated record.
AUUCAGAUCAUGUGACAGAUCAUGUGACACUUAGAUUGCACACAGGUGGACUUUAUUUAACUAAUUAUAUGAUUUCUGAAGGUAAUUGGUUGCACCAGAUCUUAUUUAGGGGCUUCUUAGUAAAAGGGGUGAAUACAUAUGCACGCACCACGUUUGUUAUUUAAAUGUUGUUUUUUAAACAAGUCAUUUUUUUCAUUUCACUUCACCAAUUUGUACUAUUUUGUGAAUGUCCAUUACAUGAAAUCCAAAUAAAAAUUUAAAUGACAUGUUGUAAUGCAACAAAAUAGGAAAAACGCCAAGGGGGAUGAAUACUUUUGCAAGGCACUGUACCAUGAGUUAGAAGAUUAUGAAUGUUAGACGUUAGUGAGCAUUGAAGAUAAAUCACAAUCAAUAAAACAAAAUAUUUAGCUAGCUAACUACCAGAUUCACAUCAAUCAUUAACAUCAAUGACCAGCUUAUAGCCUACCCUCUUUUCCCGAUGUCAAUCAUGUCUUUAGGAGGCACUGUAACCAUAGCAGGGGGAAGUAGAGGUGCUGAGGAUGCUACAGCACCCCCUGAAUAAGAAUACCAUAUUUUUUAAAUAAAAUGUCAAUAACAAAACAAUCGCACCAAAUUAGUAUGCUGGGCCUUUAUUACUCCUGUAUGAGCAGACAAAAAUAUUUGUCAGCAUCGUGGAGAGAAAGAAUUGUACCAGCACCCAGUGUUCCUCGGCACCCCCACCCCGAAAUAUCUUCCCUCUGCCAUGAUUGUAACUAGCUUGCUUACAAUUUGUGAUUGUAAGUGAGGGUGUUGUUGCAGAAAUAAUCAGUUCUAUGCUUAAAUACAAAUUAAAGUAGAUUUUUCUUUUAAAUAAGGGGGGAGUGCCCUUUUUUCAUUUUGAGCACUUGCCCCCUGAAAGGUCUGUGCAUGGCCCUGUGCACAGCUCAUAGUACUAAUGCAAACAUUUGAAUAGGAUGAUAAAUGAGAACUCAGCUGUGCAACUUCUGUGAGGGCUUAACUGCAGUGAGUUUUUGUCACGUGCCACUGAAAACACAUCGAGCAGGAGCAUGUGGUGGCCUCUUUCAUUCUCCCUCUGACUCAUUCUAAAUAUAUUUUCGCUAAAAGGCUCUCUGUGUGGCCUUAUCUAUCCGAAUAUUGUUUGUGGAGAUAUGCUCUGAUGAAGGUCGACUGACCGAAAGCUCAGCUAUUAAUUAAAAUACAUUUGCAUUUGAUUGGAAGUGUGCAGUGACUUUUUCGUCUUUCUUUUCCGUAGAAUUAAGGAUGUGAAAUCUUACACUAUUGUGUGUGCAAUGUGUGUGCAAUGUAGUUGCAAUGUAGUUGCUUUCCGGUUGGUUUCCUUAAACAAAUAGUAGUCUAUGUUGAUACACCAUUAGAUCAAGCAAAAAGCUUUCUUUCAAUUGGAGUGCCCAACAAUCUGUUUCCUUUUUCCAUUGACUAACAUCUCACCUCUCUGAGUCACAGAGUGUAGAGGAAGGAAACAGCAGCUAUGAAGUUGCAGUUGUAUAAACCACCACUCCAAACAGUAACAACCUCAACAUGCUAUAAUGUCCCUCUCAAAUUCAGCCUUGUCUCUGCAGUGCUUUAAAAAUAAGAAGGUCUAAUUUUUUGUAUGCUAUGUAAUGGGUUUCUACUAAGAUUAAGAGCAAAGGUGUUGCAGGUAUUAUCAGAUUAUUGCUUCUUCCAUUUGUGCUCCUGUUUAGUGUCUCUACAACCAAGAGUAAAAACGUUGUAGCGUAUUUAUUCUUUACCCAAGUGAAUAAAGAAAACCUGACAGCUCCACCACCUAACAUAAUGUAUCUGAACACCUAGGACAUCCAUCCACAUCUGAUUAAACUGAAUUGCACAAAAAGUAUCUAUGUGGAUUGAGAACGUUACCCUCAGUUAGAGGUUGUUGUUACACAUGGUGACGUGCUGCUUUGAUACCCCAGCUGUGGUAAAAUAUAUAAAUAAAGAAGGUGUGACAUUUUCUUCACACUGAUGCGCACUACAUGGUGUGGUUGUGGACAGAAAAAAUUAACAUUUCCUUGCCCCUGGAUAAUAGUUGCUCUAUGACUAUUUACGAUCACACCAUCUGAAUAAGGCCAGAUUCUAGAUAACAGAUUUACAUGCAGUAUCUAUGCUUAAGGGAAAUAGUGAGUAAACCAGCAAAUGGCUGAUCUAUUCCAGUUCCCUGGGGCGUUGCAUGGGUGACACAGUGUGAAAGCACAUCAGAGGUAACUAUGUGACCUGAAAAAGAGGUACAUCUUCUUCCUCACCUAACUGCAAGCGAUAUCAAACUUGCUCAAUCUCCUCAGGGGGUCCAGGUCCCCAACACGUCAACACUCCGACAGUGAGCAGAGUGGCAAAUGAAGAGAGGAACGUGGGUGAGACUACGAGAAGAGUGUCCUGAGUCUGUGAAGGUGUUUCAGGUGUUCCGCUGUUUCGUUGGUAACAAUGGAUCACGUCAAGGCAACCACAGAUUACUAUAUUUAUGAAGACAACUACAGCUUUUCACCAGAAACAGGCAGUAGCCAAUCCAGUGGCGUGCCCUGCAACCAGGAUGGCAUCAUGGACUUCACCCGGAGCUACUCUCCUGUGGUCUACAGCCUGGUGUUUGUGCUGGCGCUGGUGGGUAACAUCCUGGUGCUGUGUGUGCUGAUGCGCUACCGCACCUCUCAGACAGGCGGGGCCUGCUCCUUCUCCCUCACCGACACCUUCCUGCUCCACCUGGCCGUGUCCGACCUCCUGCUGGCCCUCACGCUGCCCCUGUUCGCCGUCCAGUGGUCCCACCUGUGGCUGUUCGGUGUGGCCGCCUGCAAGAUUUCCGGAGCCCUGUUCUCUCUGAACCGCUACAGCGGCAUCCUGUUCCUGGCCUGCAUCAGCUUCGACCGCUACCUAGCCAUCGUCCACGCCGUCAGCACCGGCUGGAAACGCAACACCUGCCAUGCCCAGAUUGCCUGUGCCCUCAUCUGGACAGUGUGCUUUGGCCUGAGUGGGGUGGACAUCGCCUUUAGACAGGUGGUGGAGAUGGAAGUGGGGCGCUCGGAGGAUCAUCAGGGCCUGCUGGUGUGCCAGACGGUGUUCCCCCACAGCUCAAUGCAGUGGCAGGUGGGGAUGCCGCUAGUCAACUUGGUGCUGGGUUUUGGGCUGCCCCUGCUGGUCAUGCUCUACUGCUACAUCCGUAUCUUCCGCUCCCUUUGCAACGCCUCGCGUCGCCAGAAGAGGAAGUCCCUUCACCUCAUCGUCUCCCUGGUGUCUAUGUUUGUGCUCUGCUGGGCACCCUACAACUCCUUCCAAUUGGCCGAAAGCCUGAAGAAGCUGGGCGUGAUUAGUGGAGGCUGCCAGUUUGGCCGCACGGUGGACAUCGGGAUCCUGGUGUCUGAGAGCAUGGGCCUGUCACACUGUGCCCUGAACCCGCUGCUGUACGGCUUUGUGGGGGUGAAGUUUAGGAGGGAGCUGACCAGAAUGUGUAAGGGACUGCUGGGACAGAGGUUCUAUCCAGGGAUGAACAGAAGGGGAGGACAGAGGAAAACACGGAGGACCACUGGGUCCUUCAGCUCAGUAGAGAGCGAGAAUACCUCCCACUUCUCUGUCAUGGCGUGAGACAGCCACAUGCACAGAGAGGGGUCUACCUGUACCCGAGCACCUUUUUGUUGUUGUUCUGAACCCACAAGACAUCGUAAAGUCGUCAAGUUCACCACCCCCAACCCCAACCCCCCAUCCCAUUGGUCUGCCCUGUACAGAGCUUGCGUGUGCCUGGUAUCCAAACAUGCAUGGCUUGGGAUGCAGUCACCGGUCGAGUCUGUGUAGCAAGCUACCUAGAUUAAAUAUCAACAGUACUGCCACAGCAGCAUAACAUUUGAUCUACAUCAUCAUCAUCAAUAUUUUGUUUGGUCUACAUAGCCUACGCGCAGCACAUAGGCAGAAGACAGAGAGGAGCAGCUGCAUUCAGGCUGUACGACCCUCUACGACCCUCUGACCCAUCUCCAUCCCUUCAUCAGUCGGGUGUUGCACAUGUGUGUCAGGGCAGCAGCAACACAGGUAGUCUGGACUUUAGCUAACCACCAUAUACUAAAAUAUCCACACAGGCCACCAGCCAACCAUAUACCGUAGCAUGAGUUAGAAGAGUAUGAAUAUUAUAGUAUAUAAUGAAGUUAUUAUUUAAGAGCAUUGAAGAGAAAUCACAAAAAAUGCUAGUUAACUCUCAGGUUUACAUCAAUCAUCAACACAAUGAUCAGAUGAUAGCCUAUUGUCUUUACCCAAUGUCAAUCAUGCGUUUAGGAGGCACUAACUAGCGUGCUUACAAUUUUUGAUGAGUGAGUGUGUUGUUGCAGAAAUAAAUAGGUUUAUGUUUGUUUUUUUAUCUCUACAAAGGCAGGUAGUAUGUUAUGAAUUUAGAGAUGUACUUUUUUUAAGGUGGUUGUCACUAGUUAUCACAGCCAAAAAGGCAAAAUUGGCUCUAAUGUAAAAAUGUAUGAAAACAAAAAAUAACUUUUUGGUCUUAAUUUAAGGUUAGGGUUAGGCAUAAGGUUAAAAGUGUGGUUAGGGGUAAGGUUAGGUUUCAAAUCAGAUUUGAAGAAGAGAGAGGGAGAAAGAGGGAGAGGGGAAUAUGGAGAAUGACUGAAAAAGAGUGGGGAAGAGAGAAUACAAGACAAAAGGGGGACAGGGAGUCAUGAAAAGAGAGAACAGAAAUUGGAAUGAUUGUGAAAAUGACAAAAUGGGGAAGAAAUACAGAUGUGCACAUUGUGUCAAAAUGAGGAAAAAACAGAUGUUAUUUUGUUGUGAUUCGUUCCUCUGGUGCUUCCUGAUAGUUGCCUAGCUCAAAAUUAUGGUGCUUUUAAAGACCACACCUUCUCAGGACGGGGAAUUUUUCAUAUAGUAGUCUACUUUCGCUAUCUUCUUGUAAAUACAAUUUUGGGGUCAUUUUUGUUCAUGAGAUUCUACAGUCCAUCCAAUCGCAUAGCCUACCAUGUUAACUCCAUCUGCCUCUAUUGUUUGGCUUUAUGAUAAAUUGAUGACUAAUUUCAAGGAACUGCUAAAUAGAUUUUUUAAAAUGUUUGAUACCCACUCCCUCAAAAGGGCCAAGUCAUCACUACAUGUGUUACUCAUAUAUUGCCUUGUAGUUUUGAAGGCAGCAAAUACUUAUACAUUUCAAAUCCUCGCAGCAAUCAUUUUUUCUUUGGUUGAUUGCUUCAUUUUGUCACUUGCUGAAGAGGGGAAACAACGGUGUUAAGUCAUGAUAGACAUGCAGCUUUACCUAUGGCAAACUGUCCACGUGUCCUUUGGUACCAGACUGUUGUUCAACAUUUGCUAAUUUACCUAUUUAGAUGAGAUUGUUAUCAAUCAGUUUUUAUGCAUGUAUUUCUAUGUUGUAGAAAUUUGAGGAAGUAGAAUAAAACAUUGGGGGAAAUGUAAUUUUCAUAUCAAUAAAUAAAUUAUAUGCAAAUA